CUCGGCAGCAACCGCUUAAUUCCACCGUCCAUUUCAAACCAGACCAGCGGAGCGGCCGCGGCGGCGGCGGCGAGGCGGCCGGGGGAGGAGGACGCACGCGCCAGCGGAUGGCGGAGGCGGCGCCGCUGCUCUUCUCUCUCUCCGCGGCCGCCGUGGUGGAGGACGUGCUGCGGCAGCACGGGUGCCGCCUCAGUGACCGCGACCUCGCCUCCCGCAGGGCGGAGGAAGCCGCGGCGAGGCGGAACGAGGCGGCGGGGUGGCUGCGCCGCACGGUGGGGGCGGUGGCCGCCCGCGACCUGCCUGAGGAGCCGUCGGAGGAGGAGUUCCGGCUCGGCCUCCGCAACGGCCAGAUCCUCUGCGGCGCGCUCAACAGGGUCCACCCGGGCGCCGUCCCCAAGGUGGUGGUGAACACAGCUGACUCCGUGCUGCAGCCUGACGGCGCGGCGCUGUCGGCGUUCCAGUACUUCGAGAACGUGCGCAACUUCCUCGUGGCGGCGCAGGAGAUCGGCCUGCCGUGUUUCGAGGCCUCCGAUUUGGAGCAGGGAGGGAAGAGCGCCAGGGUGGUGAACUGUGUGUUGGCAUUGAAGUCGUACGGUGACUGGAAACAGUGUGGUGGCACCGGGCCAUGGAAAUACGGGGGAAAUUUGAAACCGUCGGCUUCCGGCAAGUCAUUCGUGAGGAAGAACUCCGAGCCAUUCCGGAGGAGCCAAUCGAUGAACGAGGGCGAGAUGCCUUACGAGGAGGCUGGAUUCAGCGGUGAUUAUCAUCUUGAUAACGGUGACACGUCGACGUCACGUCCCCUGAAAAUGCUAGUUAGUGCAGUUUUGUCCGACAAGAGGCCAGACGAAGUUCCACAGCUCUUGGAAUCCAUGCUGAGUAAACUCGUCGAGGAAUUCGAGAAUCGAUUGAAUAGCCAACACGAAUUGGUGAAAGCGGCUCUAAAAAAUGGCAUAGAUGGUACCAAAUCAUUCUCGAAAUCAAAGGUUCUGGUUGAGGUCACCCCUAAUUCUAAUGAGAAAAAGAUGGAUGCGAUAGAAGUUUACUCCAAACAUAGACAAAUAAAAAAAGAAACAUAUGGAGAAGUUACACUGAAGCAACAUUCAAUGCUCCAACAACAGUCAAAGCAUGUUGAGGAGCUCAAGGCUGGUAUUAGAGCUACAAAAGCUGGUAUGGAGUUUAUGCAAAUGAAGUACUCUGAGGACAUCAACAUAUUAGGAAGGCAUCUGUUUAGCCUUGCACAUGCUGCCUCAGGUUAUCAUAAAGUUCUUGAAGAAAAUCGCAAGCUGUACAACCAGGUGCAAGACCUUAAAGGGAGUAUCAGGGUGUAUUGUAGAGUACGACCCUUUUUGCCUGGACAGGUAAGUUCUUGUUCUGUGGGUUCAAUUGAUGAUGGCAAUAUAACCAUCAUCACUCCUUCCAAGUCUGGAAAGGAAGGCCGAAAAACUUUUAGCUUCAAUAAGGUUUUCGGCCCAGCAGCAACACAAGAUGAGGUGUUCUUAGAUACCCAGCCCCUUAUUCGCUCAGUACUUGAUGGAUACAACGUUUGUAUCUUUGCUUAUGGUCAAACCGGAUCAGGGAAGACAUACACAAUGAGUGGGCCCAAGAACAUGACCGAGCAAACCCAAGGUGUAAAUUAUCGGGCACUUAGUGACCUAUUUAAGCUUGCUGAACAAAGGAAAGGAGUGUUCAUUUAUGACAUUGCUGUGCAAAUGAUAGAGAUUUAUAACGAGCAAGUCAGGGACCUCCUUGUCAAUGAUGGUCUGAACAAAAGACUAGAGAUUCGAAAUAAUUCUCAGAAUGGACUUAAUGUGCCGGAUGCAAGUCUUGUCCGAGUCGCGUCAACAAUGGAUGUGAUGGAAUUGAUGAAUGUUGGGCAGAAGAACCGCGCAGUUGGUGCCACUGCGCUAAAUGACCGGAGCAGUCGUUCCCACAGUUGUUUAACGGUACAUGUUCAAGGAAGAGAUUUGACAUCAGGGACCAUUCUUCGUGGUUGCAUGCACUUAGUCGAUCUUGCAGGCAGUGAACGGGUUGAUAAGUCAGAGGUCACUGGAGAAAGGUUAAAAGAAGCACAACAUAUAAACAAAUCAUUGUCAGCUUUAGGGGAUGUGAUUUCUUCACUUGCCCAAAAGAAUGCACAUGUGCCUUACAGGAAUAGUAAAUUAACACAACUUCUGCAAGAUUCUCUUGGAGGUCAGGCCAAAACCUUGAUGUUUGUUCAUAUAAGCCCAGAGAGUGAUGCUUUAGGAGAAAGCAUAAGCACCUUGAAGUUUGCCGAGCGUGUAUCUACUGUUGAACUUGGUGCUGCACGGUUGAAUAAAGAGUCUGGAGAAGUUAAAGAACUUAAGGAGCAGAUUGCUCGACUCAAAUCAUCAUUAGCAAUGAAAGAUUCAGGAUCAGAGCAAAACAUUAACCGUGACCCUGAGGCAUUUAACAUGAAGAUGCCUUCACCUGGUUUUUCAAAUAGGCGGCAGGAUAGUUGUGAGUUGUUGUCUACCCAAACUAACUUCAGACAACCAAUGGAGGACGUUGGAAACAUAGAGGUUAGGGCCAAUCCUACAUUAAGACAAAAGAAACCAAGCUUUGAUCUCCAGGAUUUAUUAGCAUCAAAUGAUUCACCAUCAUGGCCAGAUAGCAUUUCAAGGGCAAAUUUUCAGAUGGGAGAAGAAAGGGAGACAAUUGGCGGGGAAUGGAUCGAUAAGGUUGUAGUGAACAACAAUAACUCAGUCGGUGAUUGGGAAGGAGACAGUGCAGCUUUACCUGACUUCUUUUACCAAAGGUAUCAUUCAGGUACGAGAGAUAAGCAAUACCAGAGAAAUAACUCAAGAACAAAAGAAGACAAUGAGUUUGAUCAGCAAAGACCAAGAUUUUACUCCACAAAUACUGAUGAUUCUGAUGACAUUGACAUUGCAACAAGUGAUUCCUCAGAAUCAGAUGCACUAUGGCAGUUCAAUGUCCAAAGCAUCAAUAGUUCGAUUAGUGAGAAUGGUUCCAAGAUCAAGAAACCACAAACGAAGUUAAGAGAGAACACAAAUACCAGGACACCACUUCAUUCUCAAAUACCAUCUGCAUCAAGAAAAACAUCCAUUGGAAACAGGUCUGGACGGCAACUUUUAAGCGGUAGCGAUAGCAGAAGGCUCUCAUCAAAUGGUAGACAUGCUGGUACAAAGUAGAGACUACUUUAAUAAUCAUGUGCAUUUUUUUUCUUGGCUUUCUUUUAGUGUUUGUCAUGAGAGAUUGCGAGAGGUUUUUCUCGAGUACAGCAAUGAGUGACAAUAAACCCAAUUGAUUGUCUCAGUGUGGUGAGUUGUGAUCUCAACAACUGGUGUGUGAGGCCAUUAACCCUUUUUUUUUUUAAUUUGGCCUAUCAGGCUAUGUUGAGUUCUUGCUAAUUCUUUGUGUAUUGUUCAUAAUAUAUAUAUAAUGAAAAGAAAAGAAAGGAAAUUGGUUGAUCAAAA
This is a messenger RNA of Oryza brachyantha (malo sina), 3455 nucleotides long. RefSeq names its product kinesin-like protein KIN-14F. Bases 108 to 3170 code for a protein of 1020 amino acids. The transcript is spliced from 19 exons. Gene Ontology annotation, molecular function: microtubule binding; microtubule motor activity; ATP binding. Gene Ontology annotation, biological process: microtubule-based movement. NCBI's taxonomy places the organism in Eukaryota, Viridiplantae, Streptophyta, Magnoliopsida, Poales, Poaceae. The record is from RefSeq and is a predicted model, not a curated record.